Molecule: messenger RNA, 1288 nt
Organism: Dacryopinax primogenitus
Lineage: Eukaryota; Fungi; Basidiomycota; Dacrymycetes; Dacrymycetales; Dacrymycetaceae
Exons: 3
Source: RefSeq, a predicted model, not a curated record
GCGAGGAACGCUCACAUUUUCCACCGACAUUGGAAGACGUCGCUAUCACCCCAUACGUAAACUGGUUUGGUAACCCUUUCCUUUCUCGUCGACGAUUACGACCUUGGACCCUCCACGGUGCCGGCACUACUAGCGCUUGCUCGUUGUGCCCAGCAGGAACGUGAAUGACGAGCAAACCACGUCGUGGUGCGUUCAAGCGAGGGGACUCCGCUACCAGUAGUCCGACUGCCUUUGGACGACUUGAUUUAUGCGGAUCCAACAUCAUCAGGUUGGUUGGCUUUCCGCUGGAUGUCCUCGAGGGACUGCAGCCGGUGCUCAGAGGUGACGAUGGACGCGGAGUUCUCAAUGUGAAGAAGUAUACGAACGAGAAAGGCGAGAAGACUGCAGUGCUGACGCUGCUCGGAAAACCAUGGACGACGGACUGUGGAAAUGUCAGCACGGAUAUCCUUCUGACAGUGAUAUGCGGACAUCUCCACAAGCAUCUAUUUCAACCUACAACUGGUCUUCCACCGCCUAGAACAACCCCCCCAGUUCAUCUCAGCAUUACUUUCAAGCGCCCUGUUCAUCCUCCUUCCGACGCGCCGAGGACUCGUUCUGUCUUCGCCAUUUCCUUUCCAACACCGACUCUUGUCCGGACGGUCAGCAUUCCAGCGGUGGAUGAGCCUCUAAUUUUCACGGAGAUAUUGGGCCUGUGGGGAGGGGAAGUGCGGGACUAUAGAUCUCUUGCUGAUGGGUGUUAUGACAUUCGUCUGAGGCCAAGACGCCUGUUCUCUUCCAACUCUGUUGGGGAUAACCAGACCCCUCUGAGCGCUCUCAUCGAGUAUCUUCAUAGCAAAGGCUUUCCAUUGAUCCAUUCCCUGCACUUUCAUUCCAAGUCACCAUACCCGGACUUCUUUCUCUUUGAUUGUCCCGACGGACCAGUUCGUGAAGAUGCCGAUCCAGCAUAUGUCAACCAUGUACUGACUGCUCAGGAUGGUUAUUAUCCAGAUCUCGUCGUCGAGAAGAAGACGAAAGUUAAAAAAGAACGUGGUCCGCCUACUGUCGAACCGAAGAAAGGAUUAUUUUCAUUUCUCCGCGGCCGACGUUCUUCAAAUCCCAACCCUACCAUCGCCCCCGCUGCUGUUGCAGCGGUUACGGACUUUCACUCUCGUCACUCCUUGGACAGCAGACCGGAUGCGUCCUCUUUCUACGCGAAUGGUGUUGCGGAGUCGUACAUGACACGUCGCGCUUCCGAUCCUGGCACGGUCAAACAGACGACAAAAGCUACCCUCGUCGAAAUGAUUGACAA